CCAAAGCCAGUGUGAUCUCUGAACUUCUCAUUGCCGGAGACUGCAACUCUGCAACAGAGAGAAGAAGGCGAAGGAAGAAGAUGACGAUUUUCCACUUCUUCAACUGUGCAAUACUCACUUUCGGUCCACACGUCGUAUAUUACUCGGCUACUCCGUUGUCUGAGUAUGAUACUCUUGGUACUUCAACAAAAGCUGCUCUUGUCUAUCUUGGAACAGCAUUGGUGAAGCUUGUGUGCCUUGCAACAUUUCUUAAUGUAUCAGAAAGUGAUAGUUUUGAUCCAUACCAGGAAAUGUUGAAAGCUUUAAUUGGGUUUAUAGAUGUUGCGGGACUUUAUUUUGCAUUGACACAAUUGACGCACAGGAAUAUUUCUCAGAAUCACAAAUUUCAAGCUGUUGGACUUGGCUGGGCUUUUGCUGAUUCUGUUCUUCACAGGUUGGCACCCCUCUGGGUGGGUGCUAGAGGAUUGGAGUUCACUUGGGAGUACAUCCUACAAGGCAUGGAAGCAAAUGCCAAUUUGGUAUUUAGCAUAUCACUAGCUGCAUUGGGGUCUCUGAUGUGGCUGCGGAAAAACAAACCCAAGACAUUGAUUCCUAUUAUAUAUACACUUGCCGGGAUUGUGGCAACAAUGCCGUCAAUAACUAGCUAUCUGAAACGAGGCCUGGGGUGGCAAUUUACAAAGGUUGUUGGCUUUGAAUUAUUCACCUCGUUGGGGAUUGCAUUUAUCAGCUGGCAGUUAUUUUCCGCUUGCCAAAGGCCUUCCAACUGAGGAAUUAGGGCAUUGUUGAACAAAUUUGGUUCAGUGCGGAUAAGUUUUCAGCUUUAAUUUUUCUUUGAUAAACUUUUGUAGAAGAAUAUUUGAAACCUGAUUUUAUUUCCUAUUCUCCAAAAAUUCCAUGUAACAGAACAGAGAUGAAUUUACAUAGGCAAAUUUUGCCCUGUAGCUUGACAAAAUACGGAGUACUUAUUACUGAUUUGAAA
Molecule: messenger RNA, 979 nt
Organism: Ipomoea triloba (trilobed morning glory)
Lineage: Eukaryota; Viridiplantae; Streptophyta; Magnoliopsida; Solanales; Convolvulaceae
Product: transmembrane protein 147
Exons: 7
Coding region: 81-767 (228 amino acids)
Source: RefSeq, a predicted model, not a curated record